This is a messenger RNA of Drosophila guanche, 644 nucleotides long. RefSeq names its product 39S ribosomal protein L17, mitochondrial (gene mRpL17). The coding region runs from base 26 to 556 and encodes 176 amino acids. Gene Ontology annotation, cellular component: ribosome; mitochondrial large ribosomal subunit. Gene Ontology annotation, molecular function: structural constituent of ribosome. The transcript is spliced from 2 exons. Lineage: Eukaryota; Metazoa; Arthropoda; Insecta; Diptera; Drosophilidae. The record is from RefSeq and is a predicted model, not a curated record. Gene Ontology annotation, biological process: translation.
AAUAAAAUUAAAAUUAGUGAUAAAAAUGAAUCAAGCAGAUGUAACCAAAUUGAUCUCCCAGUUGCGAAUUGCUGUUAGGCCCAGUCAGCGUAACUUGAAAAAUUCAGAUGGACCUGAGGGGCGCUUGCUAAAGCUACGUAAAACUGUUACCGCCUUGAUGAAGCAUGAGCGUAUUGAAUUGUACUACAAUCGAGCUGAUGAAGCUCGUGGUUAUGCCGAACUGCUUAUUUCCAAUGCCAUACGACAUGGGGACCGCCAUAAGGCCACCAUGGAACUAGCUGAUUAUUGGCUCCUGGAGAAACAGCUGGUCCACAAGCUGUUUAAAGUACUAGUUCCCCGCUACGAAAACUACAAUGUAUCUUAUACGCGAAUGUACAGAGCGCCUCGUGAUUAUCCAGGAAUGUACUACAGACAGUCGGUGCUAGAGCUUCGUGGCAAUCCGUACCCUUCCCUUGUAAUGGAUCAAUCACAUAACCGUAAUCUGCUGCACAAUGUGCUCCUUGAUGAGGCCAGGAAAGAGUUUAGGCGUAAAAAAUUAGCUGACUUGGUUAACUAGGAAAUCAAACUAUUUUCUUUGUUGGACUGGGAGUGCUUAUAUUUAAGACGUGAAAACUAACCAAUUAAAAGUGGACAUCCAUAUAGAA